Monoraphidium neglectum is the source of this 1509-nucleotide messenger RNA. Its product is annotated as ribosome biogeneis GTPase. The transcript has 3 exons. NCBI's taxonomy places the organism in Eukaryota, Viridiplantae, Chlorophyta, Chlorophyceae, Sphaeropleales, Selenastraceae. The record is from RefSeq and is a predicted model, not a curated record. The coding region runs from base 1 to 1509 and encodes 502 amino acids. Gene Ontology annotation, molecular function: GTP binding; GTPase activity.
AUGGCGGCAGAGGCCAACUAUGUGCGCAUCGACGUGCAGCACCUUGGUCCCCUGGGACAAGACGGCGGCAGCAGUAGUGGCGCGUCGAAGCUCGGCACCACGACCAGCCACAUCGGCGGCAGCGAAAGCAGCGAAGGCAGCGAAAGCAGCAGCGGCACCCACCAGUCUGCCUCACACCAGGAACAGCAGCAGCAGCAGGAGCAGGGUCAACAUGCCGACGUGGACACGGAGUCGGCCCUGACCCAGCCGCCGCGGCGGCAGCUGCUGUGCACCGUGCGCGGCCUGCUGAAGAAGGUGCGGCAGCGCGUGCUGGUGGGCGACGUCGUGGUCAUAGCCGGCAUCGACUGGGCGGCGGGGCGGGGCGUGGUGGAGGGCGUGGCGCCGCGCAGCAGCGAGCUGGUGGACCCGGCUGUGGCCAACGUGGACCACGUGGUGCUGCUCUUCGGCCUCACGCAGCCCCCGUUUGAGGAGCAGCAGGUGUCGCGCUUCCUGGUGUCCAUCGAGGCCUCAGGCCUGCCCCUAACGCUGGCGCUCAACAAGGCGGACCUCGUGCCAGAGGAGGAGGUCGAAGCCCGCGUGGCCCAGUGCGCGGCCUGGGGCUACAGGGCGGUCCCCGUCAGCUGCGCCAGCGGUCGUGGCCUGGAUGCGCUGGGGGCAGUACUGGCGGGCAAGAUGAGCGUCGUGGCCGGGCCGUCGGGCGCGGGCAAGAGCAGCCUGAUCAAUGCGCUGCGGCUGGGGCGGCACCGAGUGGACGACUUUGGGGCCGAGGAGGGGUUUGGGGGCGGCGGCAGCUGGGCGGACGGCGGGGCGGCUGAGGAAGAGGCGGAGCAGGACGGGUGCAGCGGCAGCCGGGACGAGGAGCACGACCGGGGCUCUGAGCAGGAGGAGGAGGAGGGCGAGCAGCGGUGGCAUAGCGAGCGCGCCGCGUCAGGCGCAGCGGCCGGCAGCAGCGGCGGCGGCGCUGGCAGCAGCGACUUUCUGGUGGUCGGCGACAUGUCCAGGUUUGGCCGCGGCAAACACACCACGCGCGUUGUGCGCCUGAUCCCGCUGCCGGGCGGCGGCCUCAUGGCCGACACCCCUGGCUUCGGCCUGCCCACCCUGGACCGCGUCCCCAGCGCCGGCCUGGCGCAACUGUUCCCCGAGUUCCGCGCCGCGCGGGCCGCCGCGCCCGGCGGGGGCUGCCGAUUUGUGGACUGCAUGCACGUGAUGGAGCCGGGCUGCGCCGUCAACGAGGCCGGGCUGGAGCGCUACCCCCACUACCUCAAGUUCCUUGCGGAAGUCAAGGCGCGCGAGGACUACGACGUGCGCGUGAUGCAGCUGGCCAAGAAGCAGCGAGAGGGCGCGGUCAAGGUCAAGACAGGCCGCGGGGGAGAGACGCGCUUCGAGGCGCGCCUGGAGAGCAAGAAGCACCGCGUGACGUCGCGCAAGCGCGCCAAGCAGAGCCUGAUGCGUGCUACGGCGGAGGACGAGGAGGAGGAUGGCGACACGGGACGCGGCAACUUGCGAUAG